Molecule: messenger RNA, 5258 nt
Organism: Condylura cristata (star-nosed mole)
Lineage: Eukaryota; Metazoa; Chordata; Mammalia; Eulipotyphla; Talpidae
Gene: ULK2
Product: unc-51 like autophagy activating kinase 2
Exons: 27
Coding region: 1-3075 (1024 amino acids)
Biological process (GO): autophagy; protein autophosphorylation; axon extension
Cellular component (GO): cytoplasm; autophagosome
Molecular function (GO): protein serine/threonine kinase activity; ATP binding
Source: RefSeq, a predicted model, not a curated record
AUGAGCCGCGUCCCCAUCUUCCCUUUCUUGGAAGACCGGCUCGGAGAGGAAAAGAUGAAAACUGACUGGGAGGUAGCUAUUAAAAGUAUUAAUAAAAAGAACUUGUCAAAAUCACAAAUACUGCUUGGGAAGGAGAUUAAAAUCUUAAAGGAACUUCAGCAUGAAAAUAUUGUUGCACUCUAUGACGUUCAGGAAUUACCCAACUCUGUCUUUCUGGUAAUGGAGUAUUGUAAUGGUGGAGACCUGGCAGAUUAUUUGCAAGCUAAAGGAACCCUCAGUGAAGAUACCAUCAGAGUGUUUCUGCAUCAGAUUGCAGCUGCCAUGCGAAUUCUGCACAGCAAAGGAAUAAUCCACAGGGAUCUCAAACCACAGAACAUCUUGCUCUCUUACGCCAAUCGCAGAAAGUCAAGUGUCAGUGGUAUUCGCAUCAAAAUAGCGGAUUUUGGUUUUGCUCGUUACCUACAGAGUAAUAUGAUGGCUGCAACACUGUGUGGGUCCCCAAUGUACAUGGCACCUGAGGUUAUUAUGUCUCAGCAUUAUGAUGCUAAGGCAGACUUGUGGAGCAUAGGAACAGUGAUAUAUCAAUGCCUAGUUGGAAAGCCACCUUUUCAGGCCAAUAGUCCUCAAGACUUAAGGAUGUUUUAUGAAAAAAAUAGGAGUUUAAUGCCUAGUAUUCCCAGAGAAACUUCACCUUAUUUGGCUAAUCUCCUUUUGGGUUUGCUUCAGAGAAACCAAAAAGAUAGAAUGGACUUUGAAGCGUUUUUUAGCCAUCCUUUUCUUGAGCAAGUUCCAGUUAAAAAAUCCUGUCCAGUUCCAGUACCUGUGUAUGCUGGCUCUGUCUCUGGAAGCUCUUGUGGCAGCUCUCCAUCUUGUCGUUUUGCCUCUCCACCAUCCCUUCCAGAUAUGCAGCAUAUUCAGGAAGAAACCUUAUCUUCCCCACCAUUGGGUCCUCCCAACUAUCUACAAGUGUCCAAAGAUUCUGCCAGUACUAGUAGCAAGAACUCUUCUUGUGACACGGAUGACUUUGUUUUGGUUCCACACAACAUCUCGUCAGACCACUCAUAUGAUAAUCCAAUGGGAACUGCUGGCAGACGUGCUUCAAAUGAGUUCUUGGUGUGUGGAGGGCAGUGUCAGCCUACCGUGUCACCUUACAGUGAAACAGCACCGAUUCCAGUUCCUACUCAGAUAAGGAAUUACCAGCGCAUAGAGCAGAAUCUUACAUCUACUGCCAGCUCUGGCACAAAUCCACAUGGUUCUCCGAGAUCUGCAGUAGUACGAAGGUCAAAUACCAGCCCUAUGGGCUUUCUCCGCCUGGGCUCCUGCUCUCCAGCACCAGCAGACACAGUUCAGACGGCUGGGCGAAGACUUUCUACUGGGUCUUCCAGGCCUUAUUCACCCUCCCCUUUGGUUGGUACCAUUCCUGAGCAAUUUAGUCAUUGUUGCUGUGGGCAUCCUCAGGGCCAUGAAUCCAGAAGUAGAAACUCAUCAGGUUCUCCGGUGCCACAGGCUCCAUCACCACAGUCUCACUUAUUGGGUGCUAGACUGCAGAGUGCUCCCACCCUUACUGACAUCUACCAGAAUAAGCAGAAGCUAAGAAAGCAGCACUCUGACCCAGUGUGUCCAUCACAUGCUGGGACUGGGUACAGCUACUCACCUCAGCCCAGUCGGCCUGGCAGCCUUGGGACCUCUCCCACCAAGCACCUGGGGUCCUCUCCACGGAGUUCUGACUGGUUCUUUAAAACUCCUCUACCAACAAUCAUAGGCUCUCCUACUAAGACCACAGCUCCUUUCAAAAUCCCUAAAACGCAAGCGUCUUCCAAUCUGCUAGCUUUGAUUACUCGUCAUGGACCUUCUGAAGGACAUUUUAGAGAUGGGAGCGACCCACGGGAAUGCUCUCAUUGUUUCUUAGUACAAGGAAAUGAGAGGCAGAAGUCUGAGCAGCACAAGACAGUAUUUGGCAGAUCUGUCAGUACUGGGAAGUUAUCAGAUCAACAAGGAAAAACACCUUUAGGACAUCAGUGCAGCACGGAUAGUUUAAAUACAGAGCGACCCAUGGAUAUUGCCCCUGUAGGAGCCUGUGGUGUUGUACUGGCACCUCCUCUAGGAACAGCAGCAAGUUCCAGGGCUGUCCUGUUCACGGUGGGAUCUCCUCCACACAGUGCCGCAGCCCCCACUUGUACUCAUAUGGUCCUUCGAGCAAGAACAACCUCAGUGGGCUCCAGCAGCUCCGGAGGCUCCCUGUGUUCUGCAAGUGGCCGUGUGUGUGUGGGCUCCCCUCCUGGGCCAGGUUUGGGGUCUUCACCUCCAGGAGCAGAGGCAGCUCCUAGCCUGAGAUAUAUGCCUUAUGGUGCUUCACCUCCCAGCCUAGAGGGGCUUAUCACCUUUGAAGCCCCUGAACUGCCGGAGGAGACACUGAUGGAGCGAGAACACACAGACACUUUGCGCCACCUGAAUGUGAUGCUAAUGUUCACUGAGUGUGUGCUGGACCUGACAGCUGUGCGGGGAGGAAACCCAGAGCUGUGUACAUCUGCUGUGUCCCUGUAUCAGAUUCAGGAGAGUGUGGUGGUGGACCAGAUCAGCCAGCUGAGCAAAGACUGGGGGCGAGUGGAACAGCUGGUGUUAUAUAUGAAAGCUGCACAGCUGCUAGCAGCAUCUCUGCAUCUUGCCAAAGCCCAGAUCAAAUCUGGGAAGCUGAGUCCAUCGACUGCUGUGAAACAAGUUGUCAAAAAUCUGAAUGAACGAUACAAAUUCUGCAUCGCCAUGUGCAAGAAACUUACAGAAAAGCUGAACCGCUUCUUCUCUGACAAACAGAGAUUUAUUGAUGAAAUCAACAGCGUAACUGCAGAGAAGCUCAUCUAUAAUUGUGCUGUAGAAAUGGUUCAAUCUGCAGCACUGGAUGAGAUGUUUCAGCAGACUGAAGAUAUAGUUUAUCGUUAUCAUAAGGCAGCCCUUCUUUUGGAAGGCCUCACUAAGAUUCUCCAGGACCCUGCAGAUAUUGAAAAUGUACAUAAAUAUAAGUCUAGUAUUGAAAGAAGAUUGUCUGCACUCUGCUAUAGCACCUCUUCGACCAUGUGAGCAGCAGCAGGUGUGAAUCAUGGACCAGUGGUGGGAUGUGAGGUGACGUGCUUGGGAUUACGGCUUGGAUUCUGUUGCCCCAUCUCCAGGAAACUAGUUUCUUAACUGGUGACUACCAAAGAACAAGCAGUGAUUUCAAAAAGGAAAGACAAUUUUAAAAACUACAUAUUUGUAGGAAAUCUGCCUUAUUGGAGAAGUCACCUCUGCCCUCUUUCUUUGUAGAAGCAGAAGCAAGAAUAUCCCACUUGCCUCUCAAUUUGAACGUGGUAAAUAUAUGUACCUUAGAACUAUAAUCAACAGUACCUUUAUUCUUAAGGAUAGUUAAGAAUGAAGCAAAGUGAGUGGCUCUUCACUCAGGUUACCAGAGCAAUGUGUGAAAUCCCACGUGUUUGCUGAAAUAAAAAUAAAAAAUUUUACAUCUCAUCCAGGCAGUUUGACAUUUGGGUAAGUUUAUCGAAAUCUGAGCAUGCAUCCUUAAACAGCUCAGGAAGAAAUAGCUUAAGAAGCUAAAGAUGACUUUUAGAGGAAAUUGUGAAAUCUUCAGUUUGAUCUCAUAUGGACAUACAUUAAUCUUCCAAAAUCUUUCAUAUUGCACUAAUUUAUUAUAACUGUGUAUUGAAUUUACAAUUUAAAGCUAACUGAGGCACAAUGGACUUGUUUAAAAUAUUUUACUUGAUUCUCUACAUAUACCCUUUCCAGAAUUCACAUGUAAUCUCUAGUGGACUUUUAAAUGAUAAAAACUUGUGUUUCCGUGAACCUUUGCAUUUUUUAAAUUCAUCUACACCUACAGAUUCUCUCAGUGAUAUUUUGAGUUGCUGAUUGUUGCUUUUGGUUGCAUUUGCAUUUUUUUUUAUUGUGCAUGCAGAAUGUGCAUUGAUGCCUGUAACCUCUAGGUUUAUUAAAGGCUAGGUUUCUUUGGGCAGUAUUAGAAAAAUUAUCAGUCAAGAGAUACUCUCCAGGAUUUAUUAGGGCCAAAACAACGUUGAUGAUUUAAAGACUUAUUAGUGAUACGGCGUUUCUACAUGAAGUUAGUAAAAAAUGAGGUUUGUGUUCUCCUAAGAAAACGGGCAGCCCUCUCCAGCCUCACAUGUAUUCUCAUGUUAAGCCUGACAGUUCACCUAAUAGUCAUGGAGAAUGCAGGCAGUUAACAUCCCUCCAGAAAUAGUUCCUACAUGAUAUAUUAUUUGGUUCUUUUACUUAGCUGCUUAAAUACUUGAAUAAAACAUUCCCCAGUUUUAAUCCUUUUAGAUACUAUAAUAUGAACUGACAAAUUGCACAGAAGCUCUUUGUCAUUAAUAUAAUUUAGUGUACUGAUAAAAACAAGCAAAAACAUGAUUUUCCUUUACUUUGACAAAGUAAUGUAAUUUUUACCUUAUUUAUCUGUAUGAAAUUCCAGCAGUUAAUUUGAACGUUUAUUUAUAUGAGGUUUGUAUUUUUAGGUCUUUAAUACAGUGUUUCUACCUCUCAUUUGUAACUGCAUGCAUUAUUCUUGAAACUAGGUAAAACUCACCAAAUUGUUGUGUAAUAGCCUUUUUAUUAUUGCCUGUACAGAUGUAUAUUAAGGUAAAAUAAAACUGUAAAAGUGUUUCUAGGGUGAAACUGGGUCGAAGCCAGGUCCUGCCUCAGUGAAUUUGGAGGUUUGGUCAUUAAUAUCUUUUAUCUUGCCCCAGGAUUUACUCUUGGUGACUGUCAUGCAGGCUGCCACGUAUGUAGACUGUAGUGAUGACUCCUACCCCUUCUAACGGGGGUUUUAAGCACUGUUACUAAUAAGUCUGUAUUUUGUAUAAUUUUUCAAGUUUACAGGGCAAUUUCAUUUAUGUCUCUCAGUUAUCACCUAGGUUAUCUCACUUGACCCUCCAUGGGGAGAUCUUCCAGUCCCUCCUCCCCUGUCACAUUGUUUUUUUUAAACCCAGAGUGGAACAGGUUCACAGUGAGUGAGUAGUCUAAAUGGGUAACUAGGGGAGUAAGUAAGCCAUCUUUGUGACUUUCACGUUCAUCCUUCUUCCACUUGUGUAAUAAAGGUCUGUGGUGGAUGAUGUGUGUGUGAAAUGGUAUGGUCUGACGGUAGAGAACAACAAACUGUAUAAAUUCAUGAAUUCUGAUUAUACUUCCAUCAUCAAGGCCAAUUGUUUUAAGAGAUUUUGCCUUGAUUAUAGCAAUAAUAAACAAAUGCUUUAUGUUUC